Messenger RNA from Caenorhabditis angaria, 1124 nucleotides. Lineage: Eukaryota; Metazoa; Nematoda; Chromadorea; Rhabditida; Rhabditidae. The record is from the annotation of a GenBank genome assembly.
AUGAAGACUCUCAAAAUUUUUGUAUUUAUUCAUCUAAUUGUUCUGGUUUCGGCAUAUGGAAGUGGAUCUGGUUGUUUUUCUCAUGGUAGAAUUUGAAUUACUAAAUUAAUUAACUUUUCAGAGGAAAGUCAAAUUGACGAGAUUAUCAAUGAUCACACAAUUACUCAUUUUUUGGUUCAAAAAGCGAUUCAUCUUUCUGAAAAUUCGAAAGAAGUUGAUGAGUUGGAAGAAAUGGAAGCGCUUGAUAGAGCAUCACCGGAAUAUUCAAAGAAUCAGGUUUUUUUUCAAGUUUUAAAUACAUACAGUCUACAACCAGAAGAUGUUCCUAUUUACACUAAACAUCUUGUUCCAGUUUAUAAUAAAAAUAAUGGACGAAGCGGACGAUUAUCCAUUGGAAGAGCAAAUUGAAAAUUUUGAAAAUGUGCUUUUCUACGCUUUCAAAUCAUUUGGUUGUGAUCGCGAAGAAAUUUGGCCAAAUUAUUAUCAACUGACUGAAACCAAUUUGCAUUGCAUUGCCUACAGUUUGAUGGAACAAGUUUAUACACAAUCGGAAUUUGUUUGUUUUGUUUCAUUUCUUUUUAUCAGUGAUGUUUCAAUGACAGAAUAAUAUUUGUUUCAGACUCGAAAAUAUUUUGCACGUGCUAUUCAUUUUGGGUUGAACAGCAACACUCCUAUCGGCCAUAGAAUAAAUGAAAUGGUAAUUAUGUUUUUGAGUGAUGUCAAAAUUUAAAGAGAGGGUUUUUUUGUGAAUUGAAAAAAACUGGAACUAGACAUUUUCAGGCUGUUUAUCAGUUUUUGCUUCCGGAUAUGGAUCGAGUAUGGUUUGGAUCGUUGAAAGCAAUUAUUAAGGUACAAAUCUGGGAUGCUAAACCGGGGCUUUUUCGAUUGAUAAAAUAAACAUUUCGAAAAAAAAUCCGAAAGUGUUUUUUUGAAAUUAUCAGCCUGAUAAUAUCAGGAUUUCUAGAAUUUUUGAAAACAAUUAUAAUUUUUUUCAGAAUAGCCUGUGGAACGAAAUUGAAACUUGGAGAGAAGAACAUUACGAGACAACAAGUUUCAAAUGCGGUUCAAUUGCUUUUAUUCAAACUCUUCAAGACGAUAUUGACAAAUAUGUAAAUGGAAAAUAA